Messenger RNA from Alnus glutinosa, 1643 nucleotides. Its product is annotated as squamosa promoter-binding-like protein 13A. Gene Ontology annotation, molecular function: DNA binding. Gene Ontology annotation, cellular component: nucleus. The coding region runs from base 328 to 1494 and encodes 388 amino acids. Lineage: Eukaryota; Viridiplantae; Streptophyta; Magnoliopsida; Fagales; Betulaceae. The transcript is spliced from 5 exons. The record is from RefSeq and is a predicted model, not a curated record.
AUAAUUAAAAAAAAAAAAAAAAACUCAAAUGCAAAACAAAUCUAAGCUCUUUUUUGCCCUCACUGGAGCUAACCCAGUUCCUCUAUCCUUCUCUCUCAAUAUUCUAACCCUCCAUUGGAAUACAUUAUCCAUUCUCUUUCUGUGUACAGUCCUUUCCAGUUGCAUUUUGCUAAACAGGGAAUGAGUGGCUGGAAAGAGCAAUCCAUUCUUCUUUCUUUUGCUGUAAUUGUCUGUUGACUCAAUUCCGUAGUGAAGAGAGAAGCUUCGAAGAUCGGGGUUGAUAAGGUGUGUGGAAAAGUAGAAGAAAUCUAGAAGUGAAGAGUUUGUAUGGACUGGCACUUGAAAGCAGCUUCUUGGGAUUUGACAGAAUUAGAACAAGAAGCCUUUCCCAACAUAGAAACAGUUGGUGGGUCAAGUAGCCUUAGAGAUCUUAGGACCAAUAAAGGGGAUUUUUCAGUUGAUUUGAAGCUUGGUCAGUUGGGUUAUUCAGGCCCUGAAUCUGUGAAUAAAUGGAAGGAGCCAGGAGUCUCAAAAAUGGCAUCAUCACCUUCCGGGUCAUCGAAAAGGGCAAGAGCAGCUAAUAAUGGAACUCAGCCAGUUUCAUGCCUAGUUGAUGGCUGCACUUCAGACCUUAGUAAUUGUAGGGACUACCAUAGGCGCCACAAGGUCUGCGAGCUCCAUUCGAAGACUCCACAAGUAACUAUUUGUGGCCAGAAGCAACGGUUCUGCCAGCAAUGCAGCAGGUUCCAUUCGCUGGAGGAAUUUGAUGAAGGAAAGAGAAGCUGCAGGAAACGUCUUGAUGGACACAAUCGAAGGCGAAGGAAGCCUCAGCCAGAACCCCUCUCUCGAUCUGGGAACUUUUUGUCCAAUUACCAAGGUACCCAAUUGAUACCAUUCUCUAGUUCACAUGUCUAUCCCUCGACCAAUGUGGUGAGCGCUUCCUGGGCUGGAGUUCUCAAUUCUGCAGCAGAUGCUAGGCUUCAUAACCAGCAGCAACAAUUACAAUUAAUCGAUGAACAGAAACUGUUUCUCCGAUCCUCCCCGAGCACUAGCAGCUUUAUAGGAGGGAAGCAACUCCCAUUCUUGCAAGGCGGUAGCACCACUCUCAACAACCAAUCAUCCCUUGAAGCUCCUGUCUGCCGGCCACUUCUUAGGUCCAUUGCUUUGACAGAAAGUGGCGGGGCUAGGACUAAAAUGUAUUGUGACAGGUUAACAACUCAAGUCCAGGACUCGGAUUGUGCUCUCUCUCUUCUGUCAUCACCUCAGUCACAGACAUCCAGGCUCGGUUUUACCCACAUAGCUCAUCCUAACUCAGUCUCCCUGGUGCAGCCAUUAGGUCCAAGCCUACAUGGUAACAGCUUAGAGCCAAUGGAUUCAGUUCUGGUUUCCAGUGGCAGUGACAGUAACGUCCAUUGCCAGGCAAUGUUUCACAUGGGGUCUGAUGGAUCACAGGCAAACGGAACCCCUCAAACACUUCCAUUUCACUGGGAGUAAAGAUAUUACUCGGGUUUUACCUUGUUGCAAUGAUUCUGGAUUCACUUGUUGAGGAUUUGUUGGAAUUCUUUUCUUUCUAAAGCUAAGAUGUUUGUUAUUAAAUUUCUUUCUUCCAAGGACAUAAUUAUAAAAUCUUAUUGUUUCUAACA